AUUAAUUUUUUCUUUUCUUUCUUAAUUGUGUUCAUGCGUUUGCGAAUGCCUAAAUACUCAAUUGCGGUAGUCUUUAUUUGUUAUUCGAUUUCGAAUUUAACGGUUCUAUAUUCAUGCCCCUCUGAACUUAUUCACGCGUUCUUUUGUUUAUUAUUCUACAUUUGUCCCUUCGUAUGCGUGACUGAGCCGUUGUUGCUCCAUUCCUUACGGUUUGGUAAGCAUUGGUUCGCGACUGUAUAUGUCCUUCUGACCUUAUUUACGCGUCAAAGCGUCAAGGCCGUCAAGUCAGUUUCAGUUGUCAGCUGUGUGCGGUGCUGUGCGGUUGAUCUUGCAAUCAUUUGAUCUUCGUUAGGACAAUGCGCUUUUAACAAGACGAAUUUGGAGUUUAUUUAAAUUCUUAAGGAGGCAAUCUGAUGCCACUUAUUGAAAAGAAAAAGAAGCAGAAAAAGACACUGUAUGUAGGAUGUAGGGUGUAAUAUUGCGCUCGGUCUGAGUAUCUUGCGUGCGAGGUUGCGUGCAACAGAGGUUGACAAAAGUGAUUGAGUAAAGUGGUCCUAAAGGGAACAUCUAUAUCAAAGAAGAAGAAAAAAGGAAGCCUUAUUAAUUAACCAAAAUUUUGAAUUACGAUAUCUCCAUAUAAUAUGAGUCCGCCAAAGCGCUUCAAAAAGGAUAACAGUAAAUGGAAGAAGCGUAAGGACGAUUACGACGAGUACAACGAUGAUGAUUCGAUAGACAGCAACGAAGCGGAUGGUGUUCCCGAUGCAGCAAAAAAUGAUGUAGAAAAACAAGAUGAGUGCGCGAUCGAGGAUGAAUUUGGAGCGAAAGAUUAUCGCUCGCAAAUGAUUUUAAAGCCAGAUCAUUUAUCUAGACCAUUAUGGGUGGCGCCAAACGGACAUAUUUUUUUGGAAUCCUUUUCUCCUGUAUAUAAACACGCUCAUGAUUUUUUAAUAGCUAUAUCAGAACCUGUAUGCCGGCCAGAACAUAUUCACGAGUAUAAAUUGACUGCAUAUUCACUUUACGCUGCAGUUAGCGUGGGCCUACAGACGCAAGAUAUAAUAGAGUAUUUAAAGAGAUUGAGUAAGACUAGUAUUCCUGAUGGUAUAAUCGAGUUUAUCAAACUGUGUACAUUGUCCUAUGGAAAAGUUAAACUCGUCUUAAAACAUAACAAAUAUUUUAUCGAAUCGCCAUUUCCUGAAGUGCUGCAAAGAUUAUUGAAGGACCCAGUGAUUCAAGAGUGUCGAUUGAGAAAACUUGUGGAAGAUACAGAAACUGAUGGCAUUCAAACGAAUAUUCAAACUAAAAUAAAAGUCCCUCAGUUUGGAUCAAAAGCACUCGUAAAUACGCCUAUGCCUAGUAAGACAGAUUCAGAGACUGAAUCUGAUCAGAUAUUGACAGAGACGGCUGUCAUUCCAGAAGAUAUAACUGCUUUUUACGACAAGAUCGAUAAGGAGGAUGAAGACGAGGAAGAAGAUCAAGAAUUGAAAACAGUUAGUUUUGAAGUGAAUCAGGAAAAAAUUGAAGUGAUACAAAAACGAUGCAUCGAACUGGAACAUCCUUUAUUGGCGGAAUAUGAUUUUCGCAAUGAUAGCGUAAAUCCUGAUAUAAAUAUUGACUUGAAGGCGUCAGCUGUAUUAAGACCUUAUCAAGAAAAAAGCUUGCGGAAAAUGUUUGGCAAUGGACGGGCUAGAUCCGGGGUAAUAGUCUUACCCUGCGGUGCUGGCAAAAGUUUAGUUGGAGUUACAGCUUGCUGUACAGUACAUAAACGCGCUCUAGUACUAUGUAACUCCGGUGUAUCUGUGGAACAAUGGAAGCAACAAUUUAAAAUGUGGUCUACUGCCGACGAUUCAAUGAUUUGUCGCUUUACUAGCGAGGCGAAAGAUAAGCCUAUGGGUUGUGGAAUAUUGAUAACCACGUAUUCUAUGAUUACGCAUACGCAAAAGAGGUCGUGGGAAGCUGAGCAAACGAUGCGUUGGCUUCAAGAACAGGAAUGGGGUAUUAUGGUCUUGGACGAGGUACAUACCAUUCCUGCGAAAAUGUUCCGUAGAGUAUUAACGAUCGUUCAGUCACAUUGUAAGUUGGGUUUAACGGCUACGCUCUUGCGAGAGGACGACAAAAUUGCCGAUCUGAAUUUUUUGAUUGGCCCGAAAUUAUACGAGGCUAACUGGUUAGAAUUGGAAAAAAGAGGAUAUAUCGCAAAAGUACAAUGUGCGGAAGUUUGGUGUCCUAUGACAUCCGAAUUUUACAGAGAAUAUCUCGCUUGCAAGAUGAACAGAAAACUGUUGCUGUACGUGAUGAAUCCAAAUAAAUUUCGUUGUUGCCAAUAUUUAAUUCGAUAUCACGAGAGGCGUGGCGAUAAAACGAUCGUCUUCUCCGAUAACGUGUUUGCAUUGAAACACUACGCUAUUAAAAUGAAUAAGCCAUAUAUUUAUGGCCCUACUAGUCAGAGCGAAAGGAUACAGAUCUUGCAAAAUUUUAAGUUUAACAUGAAAGUGAAUACGAUAUUUGUCAGCAAAGUAGCAGAUACUUCCUUUGAUUUACCAGAAGCUAAUGUCUUGAUUCAAAUUUCAUCCCAUGGUGGAUCUAGAAGGCAAGAAGCACAACGAUUAGGGCGUAUUCUUAGGGCUAAAAAAGGUGCAAUUGCGGAGGAAUAUAACGCAUUCUUUUAUACGCUCGUAUCGCAAGAUACGAUGGAAAUGAAUUACUCGAGAAAGCGUCAACGGUUCCUUGUGAAUCAAGGUUACGCCUACAAAGUUAUCACGAAACUUGCAGGCAUGGACGAGGAGCCAGAUCUAAUGUAUGGAAAUCGAGAGGAACAGGGUCAAUUGUUGCAGCAAGUGUUAACAGCCAGCGACACGGAUGCCGAAGAAGAAAGAAUACCUGGCGAAGGACCAAGACCGAUUGUACGUAAAGCUGGCACGAUGGUAUCAAUGUCUGGAGCGGAUGAUGCCGUUUAUUACGAGUACAAGAAAGCUCCUGGCUCAUCGACGGCAAAUAAGCAUCCUCUCUUUAAAAAGUUCAGAACAUAAAUUGCACGAUUUUUUUCUUAACAUUUUCUUAACGUCGCGAAUUGAUAAGUGAUAAAUAAUAAACAAUUAUAUGGAAUAUUAAUAUUUAUAGUUAUUGCGCGUUGUAUGAAUGUAUGUGUACGUGUGUGUCCGUUGGUGUGUGUCCGUUGAUGAAUAAUGUACGAUAUGUACGAGGAUCUCGAAAGAAUAGUAGAAGGUAGAGCCAGAAGCGUCGCGAUCUUAUAGAAAACAAUUAUUAUAAUUUUCUAUACAGUUUCCAUAUCAAUAAGCAAAAUAUGCGGAAAGCCGCGUCCAUAAUGUACGAACAAGCUAUGCGUUUAAGUCAAGAACCUCACUCCACGCCGAUUAGGGAUGGUUUUUUCUAAAAGAAAUUUAAGAAAGUACGGAAUAAUGAAUUAAUAGUUGCACGCGCUGUUAAAAAAGUUGGUAUGAGUGUGUAUAAGGUAUUAUAUUGUAAACUAAGUCUAUUUCUUGGCUUUUUGUAGCUGAAAUUAAAUAAAUCUAUCUAAUAAAUAAACAAUUUUAUUACU
Messenger RNA from Temnothorax curvispinosus, 3556 nucleotides. It is a transcript of the gene hay, whose product is annotated as general transcription and DNA repair factor IIH helicase subunit XPB. Bases 642 to 3026 code for a protein of 794 amino acids. Gene Ontology annotation, biological process: nucleotide-excision repair; transcription initiation at RNA polymerase II promoter. Gene Ontology annotation, molecular function: hydrolase activity; DNA binding; ATP binding. The record is from RefSeq and is a predicted model, not a curated record. The transcript has 15 exons. NCBI's taxonomy places the organism in Eukaryota, Metazoa, Arthropoda, Insecta, Hymenoptera, Formicidae. Gene Ontology annotation, cellular component: transcription preinitiation complex; nucleotide-excision repair factor 3 complex; transcription factor TFIIH holo complex.